Pseudonaja textilis is the source of this 886-nucleotide messenger RNA. Lineage: Eukaryota; Metazoa; Chordata; Lepidosauria; Squamata; Elapidae. The record is from RefSeq and is a predicted model, not a curated record.
GUCACUCUGCCAUCAGCAUGUGGAGGCUCCUUGUCGCGUUCCUCCUGGCCGCCGAGGCCCACGGCUGUGGAGAUCCCGCCUAUCCCCCCGUCCGAACCGGGAGGGUAGUGAACGGAGAAGAUGCCAUUCCUUACAGCUGGCCCUGGCAGGUGUCCCUGCAAUACCAGUCUGGAAACUUCUUCUACCACACCUGCGGGGGAAGCCUCAUCCACCCCAACUGGGUAAUGACCGCCGGGCACUGCAUCCAUCGACACCUCCGCUACAAAGUCGUCCUGGGUGAAUAUAACCUGGCCAAGGUGGAGAGCACAGAACAGGAGAUUUUGAUCAACCCCGAGGACAUUUUCGUGCACCCCGGCUGGAACCCCAACUGCAUUGCCUGCGGGGACGACAUUGCCCUGAUCAAACUCUCCCGCCCAGCCGUUCUCAACGACAAGGUGCAGCCGGCGUGCCUCCCCCCACGAGGAGAGGUGCUCCCCAACUAUGCUCCCUGCUACAUCACUGGCUGGGGCACGCUCUACACCGGCGGCCCCAUGCCUGACAUCCUUCAGCAGGCGCUUCUGCCAGUCGUGGACUAUGCCCAUUGCUCCCAGCCGGACUGGUGGGGGACUUCCGUCAAGCAGAGCAUGGUGUGUGCCGGUGGGGACAUCAAAUCCGGAUGCAACGGUGACUCCGGGGGACCCCUCAGUUGCCCAGCUGCUGACGGCCGGUGGUACGUUCACGGGGUGACCAGCUUCGGCUCUGGAUGGGGUUGUAACACCCUGAAGAAGCCCACUGUCUUCACGCGCGUCUCUGCUUUCAUCCCCUGGAUCGAACAGAUCAUUUCCAGCUAUUCCCGCUAAGCAGAAACGUGUCUGGCCUUUCCAGAUUGGGCUCUGCUUGUAUACAA